Molecule: messenger RNA, 1233 nt
Organism: Osmerus eperlanus (European smelt)
Lineage: Eukaryota; Metazoa; Chordata; Actinopteri; Osmeriformes; Osmeridae
Gene: cidec
Product: cell death inducing DFFA like effector c
Exons: 7
Coding region: 159-869 (236 amino acids)
Biological process (GO): apoptotic process; regulation of apoptotic process
Source: RefSeq, a predicted model, not a curated record
CAAGAGUAUUAACUGGACCAUCAUUAAUAUUUGUUAGAACAAAGGUGAAUGUGACGCAAGAAGCAGAAGGAGCUAAAGAGAGAAGACUGACGCUUGAGUUAAGAGAGGUGGAGACGAUACCAGAAGAAGCUGUCAGGUCCAGAGAGAACGUACGGAUCAUGACGUUGAAUUAUGCCAUGAAGUCCUUCAGCCUUCUGUCGCCGACUUCUCUUUCUAAGCGUGUGACAGACGGUGUCUCUGCAAGUGCUUCCAUGACCCAGCAACUCCUGACGGUCAGGACUGCUCCGUCCAAACCUUUUCGGGUCACCAUUUUUGACCGCAGUGUGAAGAAAGGCAUCAUGGCAGAGAGUCUACAAGACCUCAUCAACAAGGCCAGGGACUCUCUGCAGGUGUCCUGUGACGGCAUCCUGGUGCUGGAGGAGGAUGGCACCGGGGUCGACACGGAGGACUUCUUCCUGACCCUGCCCAACAAUGCUGCCCUCAUGCUCCUGAACAAGGGCCAGAAGUGGACUCCUUCACAGUGUUCCAGCAGACUCCAGCACCGAAAAGAUGUGGCUCGAGUGACCUUUGAUCUGUACAAGAACAACCCGAAAGAUUUCAUUGGCUGUAUGAAUGUGAAGGCCACACUGUAUGGAGUGUACACAGUGUCCUACGACGUCCGCUGCUAUGCUGCCAAGACUAUGUUCAAGGAGAUGCUCAGGUGGACCUUGUUCUCCAUGCAGACCACAGGCCACCUCCUGCUGGGCUCUUCCUUCUACAUCGAGCAGAUGCUGGAUGAAGAGGAGCAGGCAGAGAAGGGACUGGCACUGCCUAAGAGCAGCAGGAUCAAGAAGCUGCAGUGUGCUCUGAUGGGCAAGACGGCCCAGUGACACCAGAUGCGGAGGUAGUCAUGCAUGGUCUGGACCCUGGAAAAUGUCACCUGUUGCAUCAUUUGAAUGAUGUCACGUGCACUAGUCGGUGGUGAAUGAUGUGCCUAGAAUGUAUGUAGUCCGUCCUUGUGGAAAACGGGAAAGACUGCAAUUUACUGCUGUCGUUUAACUAGCUUUGUUACACUUCCUGUUUAUCAGAAUGGCAAACAAUGCACAAACCUUUUCUCUGAAUGCACCUUUCUAUUGCUGUGGCUACUGCUGCUGUGGCUACUACUGCUGCUGGUAUGGCUUGUAUUAUAUACUGCACAAAACUGUUCUUUUUUUAUUUAUACGCUGAAAAAAAUAAAUGAUAUGGAUCACUGCA